UCAGUGUCAAUUCAGCCGGCACCGCGUUUGGACGUGCCGCCUCGCGCGACUUACACGUGGUUUUUGUCAGUAAAUAAGCGUGAACAAUUUAUGUCAAUUGAUUCGGACGAGUGUGUGUGCGGUGUGCCAGUUUGUGCCCAUAUUGGAUUGCACGGACCUCGCCGUUCGUCGCGCCGCUCUUGUUUUCGACGCCGGCGAGUGAUAAAACAGUGAAAGUGAACCUAUCAGUAUUAUUCAGUGAUGUAUUACGAGUAUUUAUUGAAUAAAAUGUGCCUCGGACGAACUGGACUGAGUUGAGGGAAGAUGUGCGUGAGGUGACUAUGGACAAAGCCAUCCGGCUCUAGUGUAAUAUAAAAAGAAACAUUCCCCUGUUCAAAAUCGUGACCAAGGGCCCUGCGGAGGAGUGCAAGGACAUCUGCAAAAUGACCAAGGGCCCUCGGAAAGUGAAGCUAGUCAUUGUAGUCAACAAUAAGAAAGACCCGCCUACGUUUAAGACUCUAACGCCGACUUCUCGCACGCAGCUGAAACAGCAGUUGAUGAGAGAACAUGCACAGGAGCAGCUGCGCAGAGAAUCUUUACAGGCCCAGCAAGGAGGUGUAUCGAAGGACAAUGAAGAGCGGACGAAGAAGUCGACGCCGACCGACGUCCCGCGCAUCACGCCACACGUCGAACUGCCGCCACAGGUCUUACAGGUGCGCACAGUUCUGGAGAACCCCACCCGGUAUCACGUGAUCCAGAAACAGAAGAGCCAGGUGCGCCAGUACCUCAGCGAAUCCUUUACACCGCAAGCCCAGAAGACUGGCAAACGAGCUGACGGACCACAUCUAAGCGAUUACCUCCGCCAGUGGACACCGGGGGCACCAGAGGAGACACAAGUUGGCAACAAUGUUCGCGGUGCGGCGGUGGCGAGCGCGCCGGAGCUGGGUGCUCGCGCCUCUUCCCCCGACCGCGCCUCCACCUCCAGUCUGCUCAGCCCCGGGAUAUGCUCCGCGGGGGCUAACUCUGAGGCGGACGAGUUCCUGGAAGACAUCCUGUCGCUGGACAGCGGGCAGCCGCUGUCGUCGUCCGAGCCGCCGUCCGCCGCCAGCUCCGUCGCCGGCGACGCCAACCUGUCUGACGCCGACAUGCACGCGCUCGCCAAGGACAGGCAGAAGAAGGACAACCAUAACAUGAUUGAACGCCGUCGCCGCUUCAACAUCAACGAUAGGAUAAAGGAACUGGGUACCCUUCUCCCUAAAACCAACGAUCCCUUCUACGAAGUCAUAAGGGACGUGCGACCCAACAAGGGCACGAUACUCAAGAGUAGCGUGGACUACAUCAAGUGCCUAAGGGACGAGGUGAACAGACUCAAGCAGAGCGAGCAGAGGAGGAAGCAGAUUGAGAUACAUAAUAGGAAGCUCAUGUUACGGAUACAGGAGCUAGAGCGUCUAGCGCGACUGCACGGCCUGCCAGUAUCUGGCGAGGGCAGCGCCUCCCCGCGCGAUGAGCCCGACGCGGAGGAGCCCGCGCCCGCCGCCCCGCCCCCCGCGCACCCCGCGCCCGCACAUACACCGCUACCGGAGGUGGUGCUACCCAAGUCUGAGCCGAGCAUGAUGGACCUGAGCGAGGCGCCGCCUGACCUGCUGCGGGAUACGCCGCACGAGCCACUCUCCGCGCUAGACGCACUAGACGGUCUGAAGUUAGGCGGAUGUUCCCCUCUAAGCCGUGACGAGGGCCUGUCGCUGGACUGCCUGGAGCCCGACCUGUGCCUCGAGCCCACGGAGCACCUGUUUAACCACAAGGAUAUUAAGAUGCGGUUACCGUCCCCAACUCCUGGUCUGCUGGGCGGCGACGAGAGCGACGCGGUGCUCAACCUGGCGCAGAUAGAGGACCUCAUGGACGACGACUCCCACAACCCCGUCACACAAGGAGACCCGAUGUUGUGUUCGUCGCCGACGUCGCUGGGCCUGGGCGUGGGGCGGUGCGCCAUGCUGCACAUAGACCUGUCCUCGCAACCACCCAGUUCCGCCCUAUCUGAAAGCAGUCUGGGCCUGGGCUUGGGCGGGCUGGGAGACGGGCUGGUGCUGGGCGCGCACCACGCCCCACACGCCCCGCACUCCCACCAUCGCCACCACUGCUUCGAUAUGGACCUUGGCGCCUGAUGUGGUGAUGGGACUUCAGAACCUCCUAUUGAGACUUCUAAACCCACAGAACUUGUUGAUAUAGAGACUUUGAAACUUUCUGUCUCCUGGAGUAAAAAAUCCAUAGAGACGUCUCAAACAAGCACUUCACUAAACUGCGAAAAGCAGAACCUUCUCAAUAUGACUUUACUAGACCUUAGGUUUUAGUGCAAAACUUUGAAGCAUUUCAAAGAACCCCAAACGACAUCGAUACGAAUUUGACCACAAUUUAGAAAUAAUUCAUAAACACGACUUUAUAAUCCGUAAAAAUAUUCCAUAUUUAAACCGAUAACUCCAUCCCACCGCUGCCACCAAAUUUUGAGAUGUGACACUAAAGGUCAUACGAAAAAAUUGUAUGGUUUGGAGUGGUUAAAUUGGAGUCGAGCACAGCGACAUUAACGCGUCUGUGACGUCACUUACCUACGCCAAAUCAUACAUUUUUUACAGUCGCGGCGUCACUGACGCUACAUACGCUCGCUUCGAAAGGCUACCAGGUGCUUAACGGUGCUGUUUUGUUCAAUUCCUUUUUAGUCAGACCUAUUUUAAACUAGACGAAACAUGUAAGAUUAUAAUAUCUUACAGCAAUACAUAUCACACCUAAAAGCCUUACCAGUGUAUAACAUUUUUUACACUAUGUUUAAUGUAAAACUAUGAAAUUUAUAAUUAAUAACUUGAAAGACUUGCGGUCAGAAUACCUUAAUAAUAUGUUACCGAUUUUUAUAUUGUUGUCUUCCGAAAAUAUGUGGCAAUAUUAUUAUUUUAUAUGGUGUUGAAAUAUUUGCAAUACAAACUAUAAUGUUAAACUAAAACAUUCUUGCUAUCAGAGUGCAUAAUGCAGAAUAUGAUAUGUGAUAAAAUGUGCCUUUUAUAUUAAUAUUCCUGAGUCAUAUAAUGACGCAUUAAUAAAAUAUAUCAGCAAAUUGUAUAUGUUUUAUAGAAUGUUAUAUUAUAAAAAUAUAUGUUUAUUAUGCUAAGUAACAUUAUGGUAUUUUUGCCAUCCAAAAACGUAUAUUUUGUAAAGUAAGUUGUUAUAAUACAUGAAGUUACCUAUUUAAUAUAUUGUUGAUAUUUUUGUAAAUAUUUACGCACACAUUUGUACAUACACCACAAAACGCAAUGGUUGUUAUGGUCUAGACUCUAGAAUUGUGUGAACAGGUUAAAUAAGUAAUAUUAUGUCCUAAUAUGGCCAAAAUGUGGCCACUUUACACAUUAAAAGUUGAAGUACAGUAAAAACUUGUCUGUACCGGUGACCAUGUGUUUUUAACCGACUUCAAAAAAAGGAGGUUAUGUUACGCAAAGAUCGGAGCAGAGGGCGCUACUAGCACAU
Aricia agestis (brown argus) is the source of this 3486-nucleotide messenger RNA. RefSeq names its product transcription factor EB (gene Mitf). The record is from RefSeq and is a predicted model, not a curated record. Lineage: Eukaryota; Metazoa; Arthropoda; Insecta; Lepidoptera; Lycaenidae. Gene Ontology annotation, cellular component: nucleus. Gene Ontology annotation, biological process: regulation of transcription by RNA polymerase II. The transcript has 15 exons. Gene Ontology annotation, molecular function: protein dimerization activity; RNA polymerase II cis-regulatory region sequence-specific DNA binding; DNA-binding transcription factor activity, RNA polymerase II-specific. Bases 423 to 2141 code for a protein of 572 amino acids.